AUGGUGGAAUCUAACCCUGAAGAGGACCUCUUGAAAACUUUAGAGAGUUUUGGAGAAGAUGACUUUAAAAAAUUCAAAUGGUACCUGGAGCAGCCUAAGGUCCUGGAAGGCCUCCCUGCAAUCCCAUACUGCAAACUGGAGAAGGCGGACCGGUUGGACACAGUGGAUCUGAUGGUGCAGACCUACAGCGAAAACAUUUUGCAGGUGACCAGAAAGGUUCUGAGGAAGAUGAAUAAGCAAUAUUCACACACCAUCUCAGAACCGGAGGCUGAGCUGAAAGGCUUGGGGGAAGUUUCGUCCAGCCCCAUGGUAGAGGUAGUCAAAGAGGUCCACAGUGAUAAGGUGCCAGAAGUGGAUGAGAUUUGUCCUGAUAUGUUGAAGGCUCUAGACAUUGUUAUGCUGUCUUGGAUGACACACCUUUUCAAUGUCACUUGGAGGUUGGGGACCAUGACCGUUGACUCAGUGGUGAUUCCCAAGAUUCUUGCCCAGUGUCAGCAUAAACUCAAAACGAAGCUGAAAAGGAGAUUUCAACAUUUUUUCGAGAAAAUCACAAAGGCAGGAAAUUCAAAACUUCUAGAAGAGAUCUACACUGAGAUCUACAUCGUAAUGGAAGAAACUCGAGAGGUCAACAUCGAACAUGAAAUCAGGCAGAUUGAAACUGCAUCCAGGAAACCAGUCAGACCAGAAACAACAAUCAGACAAGAAGAUAUCUUUAAAGCCUCACCUGGAAGAGAUGAACCAAUCAGAACAGUGAUGACAAAGGGAGUGGCUGGCAUUGGGAAAACAGUCUUAACACAGAAGUUCACUCUGGACUGGGCUGAAGACAAAGCCAACCAGGACAUAGAGUUCACAUUUCCAUUCACUUUCAGAGAGCUGAAUGUGCUGAAAGAGAAAAAGUACAGCUUAGUGGAACUUGUUCAUCACUUCUUUGCUGAAACCAAAGAAGCAGGAAUCUGCAGGUUUGAAGAGUUCCAGGUUGUGUUCAUCUUUGAUGGUCUGGAUGAGUGUCGACUUCCUCUGGACUUCCACAACAAUGAGAUCCUGACUGAUGUUACAGAGUCCACCUCAGUGGAUGUACUGCUGACAAACCUCAUCAGGGGGAAACUGCUUCCCUCUGCUCGCCUCUGGAUAACCACACGACCUGCAGCAGCCAGUCAGAUCCCUCCUGAGUGUGUCGGCAUGGUGACAGAGGUCAGAGGGUUCACUGACCCACAGAAGAAGGAGUACUUCAGUAAGAGGUUCAGACAUAAUAAGCAGGCCAGCACAAUCAUCUCCCACAUCAAGACAUCACGAAGCCUCCACAUCAUGUGCCACAUCCCAGUCUUCUGCUGGAUCACUGCUACAGUUCUGGAGGAUGUGUUGAAAAGCAGAGACGGAGGAAAGCUGCCCAAGACCCUGACUGAGAUGUACAUCCACUUCCUGGUGGUUCAGUCCAAACUGAAGAUUGUCAAGUAUGAUGGAGGAGCUGAGACAGAUCCACACUGGACUCCAGAGAGCAGGAAGAUGAUUGAGUCUCUGGGAAAACUGGCUUUUGAGCAGCUGCAGAAAGGCAACCUGAUCUUCUAUGAAUCAGACCUGACAGAGUGUGGCAUUGAUAUCAAAGCAGCCUCAGUGUGCUCAGGAGUGUUCACACAGAUCUUUAAAGAGGAGAGAGGGCUGUACCAGGACAAGGUGUUCUGCUUUGUCCAUCUGAGUGUUCAGGAGUUUCUGGCUGCUCUUCAUGUCCAUCUGACAUUCAUCAACUCUGGAGUCAAUCUACUGGCAGAAAAACAAACAACAUCUUGGUGGGCUAAAGUCUUAGGAGGAAAAUCAACACAUUUCUACCAGAGUGCUGUGGACGAGGCCUUAAAGAGCCCAAAUGGACACCUGGACUUGUUCCUCCGCUUCCUCCUGGGUCUUUCACUACAGACCAAUCAGACACUCCUUCGAGGUCUGCUGAAACAGACAGGAAGUAGCUCACAGACCAAUCAGAAAACAGUCGAGUACAUCAAGAAGAAGAUCAGUGAGAAUCUAUCUGCAGAUAGAAGCAUCAAUCUGUUCCACUGUCUGAAUGAACUGAAUGAUGAUUCUCUGGUGAAGGAGAUCCAACAGUACCUGAGAUCAGGAAGUCUCUCCACAGAUAAACUGUCUCCUGCUCAGUGGUCAGCUCUGGUCUUCAUCUUACUGUCAUCAGAAAAAGAUCUGGAUGUGUUUGACCUGAAGAAAUACUGUGCUUCAGAGGAGGCUCUUCUGAGGCUGCUGCUAGUGGUCAAAGCUUCAAAUAAAGCUCUGCUGAGUCUCUGUAACCUCUCAGAGAGAAGCUGUGCAGCUCUGUCCGCAGUUCUCAGCUCCCAGUCCUCUAGUCUGAGAGAGCUGGAGUUGUGUAACAAUGGCCUUAAGGAUUCAGGAGUGAAGCUGCUGUCUGCUGGACUGGAGAGUCCACACUGCAGACUGGAAACUCUCAGUCUGUCAGGCUGUCUGAUCACAGAGGAAGGCUGUGCUUCUCUGGCCUCAGCGCUGAGCUCCAACCCCUCUCAUCUGAGAGAACUGGACCUGAGCUACAAUCAUCCAGGACACUCAGGAAAGAAGAUGCUGUCUGCUGGACUGGAGGAUCCACACUGGAGACUGGACACUCUCAGGAUGGACCAUGGUGGAGAGCAGUUGUUAAAACCUGGUCUGAAGAAGUAUUUCUGUGAACUCACACUGGACACAAACACAGCACACAGAAACCUCAAACUGUCUGACAACAACAGGAAGGUGACAUAUGUGAGAGAGAAUCAGUCAUAUCCUGAUCAUCCAGACAGAUUUGACAACUGGCCUCAGCUGCUGUGUAGAAAUGGUCUGACUGGUCGCUGUUACUGGGAGGCUGAGUGGAGAGGAGAUGUUGAUAUAUCAGUGACUUACAGAGAAAUCAGCAGGAAAGGAAACAGUGAUGACUGUUUGUUUGGAAGGAAUGAUCAGUCCUGGAGUCUGAAAUGCUCUGAUAUUCAUGGUUACUCUGUCCAGCACUCCAUGCAGGAAGUAACCUCCUCUAUCUCUAACAGAGUAGCAGUGUAUGUGGACUGUCCUGCUGGCACUCUGUCCUUCUACAGAGUCUCCUCUGACACACUGAUCCACCUCCACACCUUCAGCAUCUCAUUCACUGAGCCUCUCUAUCCUGGGUUUAGGUUUGGGUCAUAUGGUUCCUCAAUGUCCUUGUGUCGUCUGUCUGAGGAAGAGUCUCCUCCUGUGUAG
Messenger RNA from Thunnus maccoyii (southern bluefin tuna), 3213 nucleotides. Its product is annotated as NACHT, LRR and PYD domains-containing protein 3-like. The transcript is spliced from 8 exons. The record is from RefSeq and is a predicted model, not a curated record. Lineage: Eukaryota; Metazoa; Chordata; Actinopteri; Scombriformes; Scombridae. Gene Ontology annotation, molecular function: protein binding. Bases 1 to 3213 code for a protein of 1070 amino acids.